Molecule: messenger RNA, 1222 nt
Organism: Theobroma umbraticum
Lineage: Eukaryota; Viridiplantae; Streptophyta; Magnoliopsida; Malvales; Malvaceae
Gene: XTH26
Product: xyloglucan endotransglucosylase/hydrolase 26
Biological process (GO): cell wall biogenesis; xyloglucan metabolic process
Cellular component (GO): cell wall; apoplast
Molecular function (GO): hydrolase activity, hydrolyzing O-glycosyl compounds; xyloglucan:xyloglucosyl transferase activity
Source: RefSeq, a predicted model, not a curated record
AUCAUAAGUUCAGCAUAUUUCAAAUUUUAAUUAAAAAAUUGUAAUACAAUGGUUAUCUUAGUAAGGCAUAUGUGGUGGAACAGGCUAUAUAAAGCCAUCGAGAACAAUGGGGAAAAGCAUCCCUUCUCAACGGCAUUGAUUGACAAAUACAGAGCCAGCUUCUCCAUUGCAGUUGAAAAUGGCUAGUUUGCAAGCUUUGUUGUUGGCUCUAUUCAUCACUGCACUUGCAUUUAACCAAAGUUUUGUUGAAGCAAGGUUUUCGAAUAGCAUGUACAUAAAUUGGGGGGCUCAGCAUUCAACUUUUGCAAGCAAUGGUGAAGACCUUCAACUUGUGUUGGAUCAAACUUCAGGUUCUGCUGUUAAAUCCAAGGGGGCAUUCAUAUUUGGAAGCAUUGAGAUGCUAAUCAAGUUGGUACCAGGAAACUCAGCUGGAACAGUCACAGCCUACUAUCUGUCCUCUACCGGGGACAAGCAUGAUGAGAUCGACUUCGAGUUCUUAGGUAAUGUUUCCAGACAACCAUAUAUUGUUCACACAAACAUCUACACUCAAGGAAAUGGAAGCAGAGAACAGCAAUUUUACCUGUGGUUUGACCCCACUGCUGAUUUCCACAACUACACCAUACACUGGAAUCCCACCGAAGUCGUGUGGUACAUCGACAACCUGCCAAUUCGUGUUUUCCGAAACUAUGAGAAAGAGGGGAUUGCUUUUCCAAACAAGCAAGGAAUGAGGGUAUACUCCAGUUUAUGGAAUGCGGACAACUGGGCAACUAGAGGUGGGCUUGUCAAGAUUGACUGGAAUAGUGCACCUUUCAUUGCCAGAUUCCGUAGGUUUAGGGCAAGAGCUUGCAAGUGGGAUGGGCCACUGAGUAUCAAUCAAUGUGCCUCCAGAUCCCCAGCAAACUGGUGGACUUCCCCAACUUACAGCCAGUUGAGCAGUAGUAAGAUGGGUCAGAUGAAGUGGGUCAGAGAUAACUUCAUGAUCUACGACUACUGCAAAGAUACUAAAAGAUUCAAUGGACAAAUGGCUCCUGAAUGUUUUAAACCGCAGUUCUAAUCCAUAUUCCCAUUUCCUUUCCUACUACCAUUAACCAAAAAAUUAUUUUGUUACAUUCCUCAUUUCAUUGCUUUUUUCCUCUAAUUUUUGAUUGGGCAAAUUUUGUACGGUUAAUUGUGUUUCAAUUGUAUUGCAGUUUUUUUCCUUUUUCCGUUCAUUCAAUAAAUU